Trichomonas vaginalis G3 is the source of this 1281-nucleotide messenger RNA. RefSeq lists its product as uncharacterized. The record is from RefSeq and is a predicted model, not a curated record. The transcript has a single exon. NCBI's taxonomy places the organism in Eukaryota, Parabasalia, Trichomonadida, Trichomonadidae. Bases 1 to 1281 code for a protein of 426 amino acids.
AUGAAUAUUACAACACGCAAAACUAUAUAUAAAUUCGGAGAAGAUUCAACUAUUACAGGAACAAUUUCAUUUGAUAGAAUUAAAGAAGAACCAUUCACACUUAAAAUCAAGAUUGGCAACAAUGAUCUAGAUCCAAUACUCACGAAUAAUAUUAGAUCUUCAACAUAUGGAUAUUCAAUCAACAUCCAAGAUCCUUAUAACACUGGAAACUAUACUAUUUCAGCUAGUGUAAUUUAUUCAAAUGGUAUUGAAUCAAACACAGUUUCAGUUGAUUUUGAAUAUGAAGUUCCAUUUGUCCUUAAUUUAGAAGAUAUAGAACAACGUCCAUACAACAAAACUCUUGAUAAAAAUAUCACAGUUAAAGGAAGUAGAAUUUACUCACAUGGUGAUAUUUAUAUUAAUUGCAGUAUUGGAGAUGCAAAUAGUACAUUCGAAGGAAAAAUAGAUAAGAAAUGGACAACACAUCAAUAUAAUUUUUCAGGUGUUUGUUUGAUUCCAGAUUCCAUUGUAGAAGAAACAACAUAUUCUGUUGCAGUUUGGGUAACUUAUAAAAAUAUUAGAGGAAGUACAGGACCAAAAUCAAAAGAAUUCCAAUUCUAUCGAAAUUAUUCAGUUCUAAAAAUUUCAGAUUCAAUCAAUGAAAAAUAUUUCUACAAUUUAGACAGUAACAUUUCAGUAUCAGGAUUUGUUUCAGAUCUUGAUCAUUAUGAUGAAGUUGAAAUCAAAGGAAACAUUGAAGGAUAUCCAAAUAGUCAAACAACGAAAAAUGUUACUAUUUCAGAUUUAAAUAAUCAAUCAUUCACGAUCAAUGUUCCUAUUCCAAACAAUCUUACAAUCAAAGAACAUAAUCUUCUGAUCACAAGUUGUGAUAACAAAAAUAAAUGUGAUUCAAUUAUCAAAACAUUUAAUUACUCAUACAACACUCCAGAAAUUAAAAUAUUAAAGCAACCAUAUUUUCCAGUCCAUAUUAAUUACACACGUAAUCUUAACUUUACACUUUCAGUUUCAGACGAAGACAAGAGUGAUACUAUUUAUAUUUUCCAUAUUUUCAACAACACUAUUAGUGGAAACAAUGUUAACAUUACUCUUUCCAAUGAAAUAACAAAAGAAGUUAAAUAUUCAAUUCCUAUUCCAAAUGACAUCAGUGUAGGUAUAUAUCCAAUUGAUUUUUAUGCAGUUGAUGAACACGAUCUUCAAUCAAAAAUUAUCUCAAUCAAUGCAACAAUUAGUUAUAUGACAGAAGAUUUACGAUAUUUUUCACAUAAAAUUUAUCGCCGCUGA